Haliotis rubra (blacklip abalone) is the source of this 2952-nucleotide messenger RNA. RefSeq names its product arginyl-tRNA--protein transferase 1-like. Gene Ontology annotation, cellular component: cytoplasm. The record is from RefSeq and is a predicted model, not a curated record. Gene Ontology annotation, biological process: protein arginylation. Gene Ontology annotation, molecular function: arginyl-tRNA--protein transferase activity. Lineage: Eukaryota; Metazoa; Mollusca; Gastropoda; Lepetellida; Haliotidae.
AGCAAGACUGUUAUGGCGUCGACAAGAAGUAUUGUCGAGUACCUCGGCGACCAUGAACGUUAUCGUUGUGGUUACUGCGGAUCCUCGGAUACUAAUUAUUCCCAUGGUAUGUGGGCUCAUUCCAUGACAGUACAGGACUAUGAAGACCUCAUCAACAGAGGCUGGAGGCGAAGUGGCAAGUACUGCUACAAGCCCACCAUGAAGGUGACGUGCUGUCCACACUACACAAUCAAACAAGAUGCUCCUAAUUUCAAAAUAACCAAAUCCCAUAAAAAGGUUAUAAAACGGGUGAACAAGUUUCUUAUUUAUGGAAUAAAGAAAAGCGAUGAGAGUGAUAAAGUAGACGAUGAAAGUGAACCAUCUGACACACAUGUUGGUGAAAAUCUUGAACGUUUAGAAAAUAUAUUACCCAGUGACUUAAAACUUAAAGCUGAUGGCGUGAAGCUCAAAACAGACUUGAAAGGUUCAGUUCAAAGAUCAGUUCAAAGGGAGAUGUCACUGAUAAAGGUUCAUCAUCCGCCAUGGCCAGCACAAGCAAACAAGCUGAGCAAAGAAAAGGCAAUGGAUACAGAAGUUAAACAACCCCAUCAACCUCAGCCAGGUUCAGGAGCAGACCCAAGUCGGCCUCCAAGUAGAAAGGCCAAGGAUAUACGCAGGGAGCGGAAACUACAGAAGCUGUCAGACAAGGGAGUGGAUGCGGAGGCAGCUGCAGCAGCUGUACAAAGCAAGAAGCUACAGCGCAUGGACUCGGAAAUGAAGAUGUUAGAGGAUUAUCUCAAUGAACCAGAACAGGCCCCAAGCGUCGCUCACAAACUCCAGAUCCGACUUGUGCGAUCAUCGCCCAAAAGUGAAGAGUUUGUGUCGUCUUUCAAAGCUGCCCACACUGUUUAUAGCAAUUACCAAAUGACCAUUCACAAAGACCCACCAGGAAAACCCAAUCAGAAACAGUAUACACGCUUUUUAGUGGACUCUCCAUUACAGACACGACUCGUACUUGUAAACCCCCACUCAAAUGACUACAGAACAAGUUUUACUGAAUCCCACCAAGUGUUUAAGAAAUACCAGAUGUCUGUUCACAAAGAAGGCGAAAGUGACUGUAGUAAGCAAAACUUCACGGAAUUCUUGGCAAACUCUCCAUUGGAGCCAAUGAGCAGAGAUGGAGGCCCUACACAAGGGUACGGAUCGUUCCAUCAACAUUACAUCCUCGAUGGUAAGAUCAUCGCAGUCGGCGUCAUUGACAUCCUUCCUCACUGCAUAUCAUCAGUCUACCUCUACUAUGAUCCAGAGUACAGCUUCUUGUCCCUGGGGACCUACUCAGCUCUAAGGGAGAUAGCGUUUGUGCGGGAACUGCAACAGAGGACACCGGAGCUGAGGUUCUACUACAUGGGCUUCUACAUACACUCCUGUCCCAAGAUGAGAUACAAGGGUCAGUACUUUCCUUCCUACCUGGCUUGUCCGGAGGCCUACACCUGGGUCCCCAUCGACAAAUGUCGGCCCAAGCUGGAUGCAAGUCACUAUGCCCGACUAGAAGAGGAUGGUGUAGAGGACGACAAUGGCAACAUUGACCUGGACCGUGUACUGGUUCUCUACGACUCCGAGGCCAUGCCAUACGAGGUGUACAGUUUCCUGAAACCCAACGAUGAGGCGGAAGUGAAGGAGUACGCCAUGUUAGCGGGGAAGACGUGUGCAGAACGGAUGUUGCUGUUCAGGAAGUAGAACCUAGGGAGAGAAAGCAGGCUGCAGGAUCACACUGAUGUAUGGGUGGCGAUCGAAGUGUGUCCUUUAUACAUGCAGAUGGCAGUCUUGAAGUGGUCUUUGUACGUACAGGUGCUUGUAUUGAUAUGUCCUCUGUAUAUACAGGUGACUGCUUCUAUGACCUCCGUAUGUACAGGUGAGUGCUUCUAUAUGACCUCCGUAUGUACAGGUGACUAUCUCGAUAUGUGCUCUGUAUGUACAGGUGACUGCUUCUAUAUGACCUCCGUAUGUACAGGUGACUAUCUCGAUAUGUGCUCUGUAUGAACAGGUGGCUAUCUUCAUAUGUUACCUGUAUGCACGAGGUAGUCACAGUAUGUGUUCUGUAUGCAUAGAAGGCUAUCAUAAUGUGUGUUCUGUAUACUAGGGUGAUUGUGUGUUGGAGCAGUGGGUUCACCAAGCAUAGUGCAGUGUUGUAGGUCACUCCCUGGUCUUGACUGCUGUCAUUCUCUUGCUGCAAUAUGGCAGUGUGACAAACUGCCUAACUCACUCAUUCAGAAACCAUAGACAACUAUUGCUACUAGUCCUUUUCAUGUAUUACUUGAGAAAAUGAUGCUUGUAAUUACCAGCAAUGAAAUUGCACUUCAUGGCUUUGUCUGUGUCAAACAUUAGAGAAACUUACAGUUGUGCUUCUCCGAACUCAUUGAAACAACUCUAUAUUUAUACCUGAUGCAAUUUUUUCUGAUGUUUGGUGUUCUUGGAGUAUCGAUCCAUUUCCAUUCACUGAUUUGCUUGUAUAGAAGUAGUGUACAUAUUUCAGUAUCGACAAUUUGAUACUCAUACCACACCAGGUAUUGUGUGAUCUCAGAGUAUCUUUUGUAUUUAAUGUGUAUUGGAUGUUGAUGACAUGCAGUUGUACAUGUAGAGGCCACUGUGAUGGGACCCUAUUUAAUGCUUUGCUAGACUAGGCUACAGAAAUGGAUUUUAUGUCAACACAAGGCUGUGAUUUUUAGUGAAAAGUGUCUAACACUUCACUAACCAUUUGUUAAUUUAGAUUUUCAUGUUCAAAUUACAAGCAGCAGAGAAGAUAUUAUUUAACAUAUUUAGGAGAAACUGAAGCUUUCGUUGUUUGUUGUCUGGUUAUCCUUGGAUUGUGAACAUUUUCCUUUUACUUAAGCAUUGUUAGAAUUGAUUUGUUAAGCCUAAGAAGUAAUUUGUCCCUUAUGAAAUUGACACUAUUAAAUCGAAUUUUGGACUACA